Molecule: messenger RNA, 3820 nt
Organism: Pogonomyrmex barbatus (red harvester ant)
Lineage: Eukaryota; Metazoa; Arthropoda; Insecta; Hymenoptera; Formicidae
Gene: CarT
Product: Carcinine transporter
Biological process (GO): transmembrane transport
Cellular component (GO): membrane
Molecular function (GO): transmembrane transporter activity
Source: RefSeq, a predicted model, not a curated record
GUGUGUGACAGAGAGAGAGAGAGAGAGAAAACGAGAGUCUUUUAUUUACAGUGACUCGCCGUUGACUCGUUGUAAAGCUCAUAUCGAGCUUCUCAACGACGUGCAGAUUUUGAAUCGCGAUUUUUAGCUAUCAAUGCUUAGAAUUUUCGCGCGUGCGAAAAAGUGUCGCUUUCCUAUACAACGGAGUGAGGCGUGAGUGAGCAGCGAGGGAGAGGAAGAGAGAGAGAAAGAGAGAGACUGAGUGCGAAAGGUCGGGAAGAUUACAGAACUCGACUGGACGACCCCUGGUCUCCGAUUGUGCUGCGCGAGAAUCUGCGUGUUCCGUUGUGUAGUAGUAUGGAAUGAUGUGUAUGUUACUUUUUCCCCGUAUGUGAAUGUCUGUUGCUGUUGAGAUUGGAUCAUUAAAGUUAAUAUUUUGCUGGCACAAAUGAUUUAGUUGUACCGAAGUCCUCGUCCGGCCUGAACGUCCGCAAGAGCAAAUGAUAUCGAAUGCUCAAAAGCAAUCCCCGACUCUCCCUCACUCUAUCCCUUUUAUAUCUCACCUCGAUACCUUGUUGAUAUCACGUAAGUCCUUUUUACUAAUUGGCCAAGUAUUUGGCGCGAUCACGGUAUUCACGAGUGACGUCGCAGACGAGGAGCUUUUCGCACUGCCAUUUGGAACAACGCUACACGGCUUGUCCAGACAUUUUUUAAACACUCGUUUCUUCCUUUCCCCUCGUUCGUCUGGGAACGUCUGGGUCACUCGUGAUCUGUUCUGGGUGAGAUCGUCUUCCUGACCGCGCGUUGCCGCGCAGGAGCACUCAUCAUUCAUGCGUUUGUACGAUGGGAGUGUCUCUUCGCGGACUCUGAGGAAGUACCGUGAUCGCAUUUGAACGAGCCAAAUUCUACCAAAUUGACGUAGUUUAGUGUCAUAGCCUGGAGAGAAGUAGCCUAGUGGAUCUCUUUCGUAACGGAAUCUAAGUCCGUGGUGAAAUCGCGCAUUUCGAUUUAUGCGAGAUCGCGAAGAGCCGCUCCUUCACGUUCGAGCGGGAUGUCUCAAGUAUCCCGUAUCUCUACCUCUGUUUAUAUCGCGUCCUUGAUGACGAAAGUCAGUGCCGUGUCGACUGUCGUCGCGAAUCGUCAUCGCUAGUCCGUUCUGUAGAAUCGUGAAAUCUAAAGAUCUUUUGUAAUUGUAGAUCGCGAUUUUUAAUGACGUUUUGCAGUAAUAACGCAAUACGGAAUCACGUUGUCGUCAAGAAACGUCUGCGAUAGUGCCAUGCAUUCCAAAUGUUUUUUCCAGCGUUCCUUUUUUCGCGUAAUUUAAAUACCUUGUCGCGACUUCACGUUUAUGAAUACCUUAUCCGUACACUCGUUUCUCAUUUUCGAUUUUCCAAGUGCGAAAGGAAAAUAAUGGCGUAGAGUGACGUAGAAGAAUCUUUAGUUUUUUAAAUUCAUCAAAUGUGAAGCAAAUGUAUUUUGAAGACGAAGUGCGGCGAAUCGCCGUCGGUGCUGAAAUCGUUGAGGUGCAUGGUGCACUUUUGUGAGUCCACCAAAGAAAGAGAAGUCAUACUCUUGUGCUUUUAUUGCGGAGGGAAACGGGCAAGAUACGAUGCAACGCGCUUCGCAUCGGUCGAAUUAUCCACGGAUGGAAGCUAAUGCACGUCACGUGACGCCUUUAUAAGGUAUCAUCAGGGCUUUCGAUAACGCGAAACGAGGUUGAAGUUCAUCGAAAUGGAGCGACAGAAUGACGACAGUGGCUCGAUUCGGACCGAUAAUGCCAGAGUUGCGGAAAAUGACGAUGACUUCGAUCUCGACGACCUUUUGCCGAUCGUCGGCGAAUUUGGUCGUUAUCAGAAGCAAUUGCUGUGGCUGGUCUGUUUGCCGGCGUGUUUGCCCUGCGGCUUUUGCGCCUUCAAUCAAUUGUUCAUGGCAGACACGCCAUCGCACUGGUGCAAGGUGCCGGGUUUAGAGAACAUGGAUUCCGUUCGCAGAAGACGUCUCGCCAUUCCCGCGAGUCAGGAUGAUAACGAAACGUACAGCCAGUGUACGCGAUACGACAUCGAUUGGACGACGACGACAACGACGAUGGAGAAUUACUCUAUCGUGGCGACGUAUUCUAUACCCAACACAUCGUGGUCUGUCGUGCCCUGCGAUCAUGGCUGGGAGUACGAGGCCUCGGAAAUGACAUCAUCUAUCGUCAUCGAUUUUGAUCUCGUGUGUGAUCGUGCGAUCUAUCCAACGAUUGGUUUGGUGGCCCUUAAUACAGGAGGUCCCAUAGGAGUAUAUCUGUUCGGUACAUUAAAUGACAGAAUCGGUCGAAGGUUAUCCUUUUUCACGUGUUUGGCGACAUUAAUAACCGGUAGCUUUCUAACAGCAAUUUCGAACAAUUUUUGGACUUGGGCUUCUACACGUUUUGUCGUUGGUUUGACAAUACCAGCAAUUUAUCAAAUACCUUUUAUUAUAUCCUUGGAACUGGUCGGUCCAAAUUAUCGUUCAUUCGUCACGGUUAUGACUUGCACUUUCUAUACGAUGGGCCUUUGCAUGCUAGCAGGCGUCACUUACUUGAUACGCGAUUGGCGAACACUCGCCGUAACCACGAGUGCGCCUUUCCUGAUAUACUUUUUUUAUUGGUGGUUCUUACCGGAGUCACCGCGAUGGUUGUUAGCGAAAGGUCGAUUAAGUGAGGCUAAUGAUAUUCUUGAAACUUUGGCCCGUGUGAAUGGCAAAGAACUUCCAGUAUCAUUCACACAAAAACUUCGUCAGCGUAUGACGAUGUCGAGAUCGAAGAGCGAGGAGGAGAGACUACGAACUGGUCCCGGUGUUCUCUCGCUCUUCAAAACGCCAAAUAUGUGUCUCAAAACAUGUCUUAUUACUUUAAACUGGUUUGCCAAUAAUAUGGUGUAUGUGGGUCUUUCCUAUUAUGGGCCAGCUUUAGGGAACGAGGAACAUUUGAGUUUUCUGUUUUCUUCUCUGGCCGAGAUUCCCAGUUACAUCGCUUGCUGGGUUGUAAUGGAUCGAUGGGGCCGCCGAUGGCCGCUGUGUUUGUGCAUGGUCGUGGCUGGAGUAUCAUGUGUUGCAACGGUGCUGUUAUCGCCCGAUGCUGUCACGGAGACCUUGAUCUUAUUUCUCAUAUCGAAGUCUGCGAUAUCGGCGUCCUUUCUAAUUAUUUACCCCUUCGCCGGGGAACUCUAUCCUACGCAAUUACGCGGAGUUGCCAUUGGCUUUUCCGCAUACGUCAGCGGCCUCGGACUCAUCAUUAUACCUUUCGUAACAUAUCUCGGAAAAGAAAAUCUUGUGCUGCCUUUGGUUAUCUUGGGCGUGAUCUCGGUAAUCGGUGGAUUAUCUGGAUUGCGGCUACCAGAAACAUUGCAUCACCGUCUACCACAAACAGUUGAAGAAGGAGAAUUAUUUGGCAAAAAUUGGUCAUGUGCGGAUUGCAUUCGUUGUGUUCCAAUAAAACCAUCAUCAAUUACGACUUCUUAUGAGAACUUGUCGACGCGAGAAACGGUAGAGAUGCAGGAAAUGCCUGAAGUGAGACUUGCUUCAUCUAUUUUGGAAGAACGGCCGAGCACGGCAAAUGUUCGCCGUUUGGUUCGUCAGUCCAGCGUAAUGGAUACUCAACGCGAUUCUGAUGGAACUAUGAAGAUGACUUAUUGGUUUUAGCUUUAAUUACUUUUUAAAUCAAACAUAUUCUAGUCAAAAUAAAAUCUUUUUGUUUUUUUUCCUGCAAUUAAAUUAUUUUUUAAUAUUAUAUAUAGCGUUUUAUCUCUAUCGUUUAUAAAAUAUUUGUGGUAUAUAUAACUAUAUAUAUAAGAAAAAUGAUUCAUGUACAUAAAGAAAU